AUGGCUAGGCUAGUUCAUGAGUAUCACAGCACGACUGGGGAGUUCAUUCAAGAACUCCGAAGUCGUUACAUAAACGGCGAGGCGCGCGGUUGCUUGCCGGAUUACUUGGGAGAGGAAAACCUCCAAUUAGAUGCAGACUUUACGGUGGCGAAGGUGGAGUUUGCAAUAGGGCAGCUUCGUACUACGUCGGCAGCGGGUGCGGACGGGGUUACUAAUAAAAUGCUGAGGAACCUGGAUUUCAAGUCAGUGGAGGCGCUGACGGACUUGAUGAACAAAUAUUGGGUGGCCAGGGAGAUCCUGGCAGAGUGGAAACAUGCUAGGAUUACAUUUAUUCCUAAACCAAGGAAGAUCUGUAUUGAGAAUCAUCGACCCAUCUCGCUGACGUCCUGCUUGGCCAAAUUGAUGGAGCAUGUGGUCCUUAACAGGCUUCAGGGUUAUGUGGAGGACAAGGAGUUGAUACCUUAA
Dermacentor andersoni is the source of this 465-nucleotide messenger RNA. NCBI's taxonomy places the organism in Eukaryota, Metazoa, Arthropoda, Arachnida, Ixodida, Ixodidae. The record is from RefSeq and is a predicted model, not a curated record.